AUGGCAUCCGCUGUACCGACGUCUGAAUCAGAGGUAUCGGCGGAGGCGGCCACCCUUGUUUGGUGCUACGAGGGGUGUAUGAAGUCGGAGCAGCAGAACCAGCGUGCGGAAUUGCAGAACAUAGCGGGCAGCUGUGGCUGCCGAUGUUCGUUUUACAAGAAGGCCAUCGGCUUCCUCAGGUGGAUGGAGCGCAAGGCGCGUGGAGCCAUCAUACUCAUCGUGGACUGGCGGGAGGUUAAGCCCAUCGUUGAUGGACUCUCUCCUCUGCAGCUCCAGGAUGUCCAUAUCUACGUCACCACGCGGUGUGAGAAGUCCCUUCUCAAUGCCCAGAGUUGGGUCAACCACCAGCGCAGGCUGUGUGACAUAUCCGUGCUGGAGAAGAUCUCCGAGGACAGUGUGGAGAAGUUGAUCCGUUACCACGUGGGAGAAACAUCCAGCAAAGACGUCCUGCACAAGCCACCCAAAAAGUUUGGUGAUGCGAAGGUAUUGCCAUUAUCUCAGCAGAUUCAGCAAAAGUCUGUGGAGAUCUCUUGGCUUUGCUACGGCAGUCUUGUCAGUGCCGUGCAAGAUCCAAAGGUGGCAGCGGAACUGGUUCUCCACAUUCCAGGGGAGGGCGACGUCAUGCUGCUGCGGGCACUGGAGAGGGCUGCACUUGCCGUGGGAAGCAUCGCCGCUCCCAUGCUGCUCCGUUCUCUGGUGCCUGUACUCGCGAAGGUGGAGGAUCGGCACGCGGACGUGCGCAACGCGGCGGUGGCGGCGAGUGAAGCCCUGCUGAAAGGCUCUGAUCCAUGCGCCUUCGAAGCCAUCCUCCCGGCGCUCAAGGCGGGCCUGGAGCCCCGGCGGCCACCGAGACAGAAGCUGCACGCCCUGCGACUGUUGAAGCUUUGCUGGCGCCGUGGGGCGGAUGGUGCCGCUGCUGUCGCCGAAAAGCUUCCGGAGCUCCUCCCUCUUACAACCGCCUUGCUGAUGGACACGAGUAACGAGGUUCGCCUGGACGCGUCAGAAGCGACCGACGUCCUCAUGUCGCUAUGUGCGAACUCAGACCUGGAGCCGCACCUGGACGAGAUCAUCAGCUGCGUGAAGGGCAAGAAGGAUGUCAGCAAAUGCCUGCGCGAUUUGGCAGAGGUUGUCUUUGUCCAGCGGGUGACGGCUCCUGCACUUGCAGUGGUGCUGCCAGUUCUCAGCUCUUGCCCCAGAUUCCCUUUCUACUGCGCUGCGUUCGCUGGGAAGCUCCAACUCCACCUCUAG
Messenger RNA from Symbiodinium sp. CCMP2592, 1248 nucleotides. Lineage: Eukaryota; Dinophyceae; Suessiales; Symbiodiniaceae. The record is from the annotation of a GenBank genome assembly.